This is a messenger RNA of Haliotis rufescens (red abalone), 10552 nucleotides long. RefSeq lists its product as uncharacterized. The record is from RefSeq and is a predicted model, not a curated record. Lineage: Eukaryota; Metazoa; Mollusca; Gastropoda; Lepetellida; Haliotidae. The transcript is spliced from 2 exons. The coding region runs from base 292 to 7545 and encodes 2417 amino acids.
ACAAGUGAAAUCCCGCUUCAUGCAUGAAGGAAAUAGGUCGUGUGUUCAGCUCGCGAGAUGAACAUGAUUGUGGGAGGAGCCUGCUCCUACAGUCUGGAGACACAUGUAGGCCUACCUGUGUAAUUGUGAAAUAUGGCCAUCUUGGAGGAAACCAAAGCAGUGGAGGAUGAUAGUCUUCAGAACAAAACACAAGAACAUAAUAAGGAACCGGAGAAGAUUGAAUUGAUAAAGAAGCAGGGCUGUCUUGACCUAAUCAGAGAGUAACCCUGGUGGACAUAGCACCUGGCCAGAAUGGACAAGGGGGUCAAGAGGCGUGAUACGACCUCCAAGAGCACUAAUGUCUGUAGGUGCCUUGUUUGUGAACGUGUCCUGGCCAAUAAGUCCAGCCUAAAUGUGCACAUGAAAAUCCACACCGGUCAUCGACCGCACAAGUGUGCAACUUGUGAUAAGGCAUUCUUUCAGAAAACACAUCUCAUCGCACACAUGAAGACACACAAUAAACAGAAUGCUCAAGGUGGUUCUCAGGUCAACAAUCAGUUCUCCUGUCGGGUCUGUGGUAAAUCCUUCAAAACGUAUCGGGGACGAAAUUCUCACAUGAGAAGCCACAAAGCAGUAAAGGCCUUGAACUUGAAAUCUACAGACAAAUUGUUCAAGUGUAAAUUUUGUGGCAAGGUAUUUCCAACAUUCCGGGGUCGAAAUAAACACAUAAGGUUACACAUGACUGAGGUGGGUCCUCAAGAUCAACACACAAGUUUCUCAGCAUCCAAAAACACCAAGCAGAAAGAAACCUAUAAGUGUAAUCAGUGUGGCAGGGCAUUCAGGUCGUAUGUUGACCUGAAACAACACCGUGACACUCACGCCAAGCUGCAGCCUACUGGAUCACUCAAGGACACCGUCCAGGAGGUCUAUCGCUGCUUCAUGUGUGACAGGACAUUCAGGUCCUACGUGUACCUCAAACUUCACACAGACACACAUCGACUCAUGAACCAAGUCAACAAGGUCCAUGUUAAACAAGACACGCCCAGUCUGUACAAAACUGAACCCACAACAGUCGGUGAAAGCUCUGGUCUAAACCUGGAAACUCCUGUGUCUGAGGAACCUGAAUCCACAGGUUGUAAAUAUGUUUGUCACAUUUGUCGUCAAACGUUUGAAGCAGUUUUUUACUUGAAGCAACAUUUGCAGACACAUGUCAUUAAUCUGGAAUCUGGUGAGAAGUACGAAGCAAAACCCCAUGUUUGCUCAAUAUGUGGGAAGAGGUUUUUAAGAGCGUAUGACUUGCAACACCAUCUGAACAUCCAUGCAAGGGGAGGUUACAAGUGUUCCUUGUGCGAAAAGGUGUUUUCUUUCCAGAGUUGGCUCAAGCGCCACUUGAAGAGGGCUCAUGACAGUAUUCCUUCACAGACCAGUUCUAAACGACAACACCAAUGUAAGAUAUGCAGACAAGCGUUCAGCAAAAAAGUCCACAUGCUUAAUCAUAUGAAAUUCUCCCACAAAGUGAGGACACCACAACAAACUUCCUCCACUUGUAACCAAGGUGAAAGUGUUCUUGAGUCCGCGUGUCUGGAUAAAUCCAGAGGUUCAGAUAUUCAGAACGGAAUCUUGAAACAAGGUACAUCGACACAAUCAUACCCAUGUCCCGAGUGUGACAAGACCUUCACCAACUGGAACAAGCUAUUUCAGCAUAAAAGGAGCGCCCACAAAAAAUUAAAAAUAAAUCAUUGCUGUUCAAUUUGCAAUAAGAGAUUCUCGAGUCAAAAUGUUUUGAGAAAACAUGUGAAACAACAUGGUUUAUGCAUGCGCCACCAGUGCCAGUGGUGUGAGAGAUCCUACACUAUGAAGAAUAACCUUUGUCGCCAUGUAAGACUGGCCCAUGGCAAACACAGCAACACAGUAAUUCCCGGGGCUAAACAAGAUGUUCCGAGCAUAGUCAAAUCCAGACUUCAGUGCUCUAUUUGCAAGAAAACAUUCACAAGAAGAGAUGUUUUAAUGAGGCAUGUCAGACAUCACUGCUCAGUGUUACGCUUCCAGUGUCGCCUAUGUGCCAAGUCCUUCACCGAACAGUCAAGUCGACAACGCCACAUGAAGGUUGCCCAUACAACAGCGAUCAAUGACAGUGCGUCUGCAGAUGAGUCGGGAGAGAGUGACAAGGACCUAGAAGCCCUGAAGUGCCCUGUAUGCAAGAGGAUGUUUAGUAGACCAGAACAGUUGAGGAAGCAUGUCCAACUACACCGGUUUCCUCAACGUUAUGAUUGUCAGGUGUGCAAAAAGUCAUAUUCAAAUGUGUACAAUCUACAGCGCCAUAUGAAAACUGCCCAUCCAACAAUGAAAAAUUACACUGCAUCUGCACUUGUGAUGAACAGUGAUGAAGACCUCGAAGCCCUGAGGUGCCCUGUUUGCAAGAGGAUGUUCAAUAGACCAGAUAAUUUAAGGAAGCAUCUAAAACAACACAGCUCCCCUCAGCGUCAUGAGUGUCAGGUGUGUGGAAGAGUGUAUUCGCAGGUGUACAAUCUGUAUCGCCACAUACGAAUCAUCCAUACGAAAUUGUCAAGUGCACGACAUCAGGACUCUGUACAUCAGUGUCCUGUCUGUGAUCAAGUAUUCAGCAGGAAGGAUGUUUUGUACCGCCAUAUGAGACGGCAUAACAAGUCAAGUUUUCCAUGUCAGGUCUGCGGUAAAGAUUUUACUCGUCAAUCUGAUUUGUGUUGUCAUGAGAGGACAGCCCACAAAAACUCCAAAAUACAGCAUAAGUCUCAUCUAGACCUGUCUCGUGAAGCUCCAGAGAUGAUGAUGGCUCACAGCACAACAAAAGCACAACAAAAGACAUCCAAACAUCUCCGGACUAAACACAAUAUCCAAAGCAAAAAAGGUUGCCAUGUCCGAAAAGGUGAACCAAACAAGUGUUCUGUGUGUGGCAAAGGUUUCUCCAAUUGGUAUUGUUACAAACUUCAUUUACGGAUGCACACCGGAGAAAAACCUCACUCUUGUAACAUUUGUGGAAAAUUGUUUUCCUACGCUCAUCAGAUUUAUCAUCACAAGAGAUCUCAACACCCAGGUACCCCAGAUAACAUAAACAUAGAAGCUGAAGAUAACGGGUCAUCUCCGAAACUGGCAAAGAACGAAGAGUCAUCCAUCAAAGUGGAAUCGUCAUAUGAUCCACGCUGUUCAAAGAAAGCCAGAAGUGGUAAAAGAUGUUUGUUGUGUAAGAAGUGGUUUUCUAACCAGUCAGGAUUGUCAUCCCACAUGAGGGUUCAUGUAAAGACCAAACCACAUGACUGUUUUUGCGGAAAAUCUUUCACGAACCCUUUUAAUCUUAAACGUCACAAGUUGUCACAUGUCAAUGGCAGCGAAGGAGACUUGUUUGUGUGUUCCGGGUGUGGGACAACGUUCAAAACAUCCAACGACCUACUUGCUCAUAUAAAGGUGAAACAUUAUAAAUUAUACCCUUCUAAGAAAUCAUUGAAAAGUAAAAUUAAACGUUCCCAGGCUGCCAGAUUAUGUAGAUGUGGCAAGUGCAACAAAACGUUUCACUUUACAUUUGAGUUGAACAGCCAUGUGAAGAGACAUACAGGAGAAACAUCGUUCAGUUGCCCAUGUGGGGAGCACUUUUCAUUCCGACACCAUCUGAAGAAACAUAUCACCUACCACUUGAACCCUCAGAGCAGACUCUACAUUAAAGGUUUCGAACAGGACAAUGUGACUUUCCUCAAACAGUUCAAGAAGACAGAACAGACACAAUACAGAUGUAAAACGUGUUAUAGAGUUUUUACUGAUAAGCACCAUUUCAAACUCCAUGCUUGGAGGCAUUUAAAUAGGAGAAAGACCAUGUUUUCUACCAGCUUCUGCACAGAUGGAGGAGGAGGUGGACAGAAGUUUUUUAAUUGUAUCCUUUGUGAUGAGAAGUUCUCAUCAAAAGUGAAGCAGACAUAUCACUUGAAGUGCCACACUAACCCGAAGAGCAAACUCUGUGUGACACAAGUUCAGCCUAAGCUGUUGCAGAAACAACUAAGAAUUUUGGAUAACAAACAAAGAUAUAGAUGCAGAAUUUGUAAAACUGAAUUUGACUCGCAGACUGCUUGUCGACGCCAUUUGCAGACUCAUUCCACAACGCACAGCCUGAAACAAAUCAAGGAUGGUGCCAUUGUUUCCGGUGAACCUCUAUUGUGUGUAUUUUGUGACAGAAAGUUUAGUAUCUUGAGUCGUCUGAUCAUUCACGUGAGGACACACACUGGCAUCAAACCAUACCAGUGUGACAUGUGUGAGAAAAAAUUCUCUCUGCCCUAUACUCUGAAGGGCCACCUGAAGAAGGUGCACGGUGGGCAGAACCAGGAGUCUCAGUACAAGAGCCAUGGGACUGGAACCAGCAAUCAGAGGCAAGACAACACCAACACUCCUCUUUCCAAUCAACAUCAAUGUAAAAUAUGCCAGAGAGUGUUUGCAUUGCCGAGCAGCUUGAAAAUUCAUAUGAGUAAAAAACAUAUUGUUUCUUUUAAAAUUGGCAGUGUGUCUUCAACAUCUUCUAAACAAAAUAUUGCAAAGAAAUUUCCACAUGGAUCCGCUUCUUCAGCUCUCUACAAGGAUCAUAACCCGACUUCUUCAGCUAUCUACAAGGAUCAUAACCUGACUUCUUCAGCUAUCUACAAGGAUCAUAACCUGACUUCUUCAGCUAUCUACAAUGAUCAUAAGCUGACUGCCAAUGAUAAACAUUACCCAUGCACUUUUUGCAAGAAAUCCUAUCCUAGGAUGGAAGAUGUGUUAAAACAUUAUGUAAGUUGUUCUGAGAGCAGCGGAAAAGGUCCAUAUCUGUGUCCUUUGUGCAACAAGCCAGAAGUCACCCCAUCCAUGUUGUAUUCCCAUUUCCAGAAACAUUCACCAGAGAAACAAUUCAAAUGCAGGAUAUCCACCUGUUCUUACAAACGCAAAGGUGACAUGGCAUACCAUAUGAGGAAACUCCAUCCAGGUGAGCAACCAGAUUGUGGGAGUAAGCGUUCUGCACGGUCAGCAUCACGACCUGAAUGUAGUGUGGAACGAAUUAGAGAAAGAGCUAAAGCUUUUCCUAAGAAAGAUGUUGCUGAGUGUGUUGUUUGUGAUAAGACAUUUAAACAGGAACUUGCUUUCAAUGUUCACAUGAGGAUUCACACCGGGGAGCUGCCGUACAGAUGUGACGUUUGUGGGAAAAGGUUUAUGCUUCUGAGUAACAAGAUCGUCCAUGUGAAACUCCUCCAUAGAGAUGAGGAUGCUGCUGCAGGGAGACAAGGAAGGGUUGGCAGAAAAGUUAACCGUAGUCCUGACAAGAUGUUAAUGAGGGUUGUUCCAGAUGAUGCAGCGAUUCAAGAGGGUGGCAGUGAACAAGACAAGACGGAGGAAGAUGUAUGGGAGGAAGUUGUUAGAGGUGAUGGGGAGUCUGAUUAUUGUGGAGAAGAGCCUGAUACUGACACAAUGUUGAUUGAUGGACACAUGAUCUACAUGGACCAUGCCAGUCCAGUGGAUGAUGAGGAGAGCAUGGCUUCAGAUGAUGAAUUACAAUCUCAGAUUGAAGUUGAGAACAUCAGUGUUGAGACUGGAAUGGAUGGUGAGAGCAAAGUUGGUAGUGGGAGCAUGAAUGUGGUUGUCAGUGAGGGAACUGUGUUUCAGGGUUUAGGACUAGAACAAAAUGAAGUCCAAGGUCAUGUUAAUGCCAUCUUUGGAGAUCAUCUUGCUGUUGCAGAUGGAUAUGAUUGUGCCAUACAGAGUCAGAGUGAUCAUAAGCAAUGUCUAGUUGAUGACAUGCAAGGUCAAGCUGAUGGCAUGCAAGGUCAAGCUGAUGGCAUGCAAGGUCAAGCUGAUGGCAUGCAAGGUCAAGUUGAUCACAUGCAAGGUCAAGUUGAUGACAUGCAAGGUCAAGUUCAUGGCAUGCAAGGUCAACAUGAUGGUGUGCAAGGUCAAGGUGAUGGCAUGCAAGGUCAAGUUGAUGGCAUGAAAGCUCAAGUUGAUCGCAUGCAAGGUCAAGCUGAUGGCAUGCAAAGCCAAAGUGAGUUUCCACUGCACCUUGGUAUUAUUGCAGAAGUUCAGUGUGAAGAGUUGUUGAAGGUUGAUGGAGUUUCUAAUAACCAUUCUGUGUACACCGGUCCCAUUGUUGAUGGACCAGGGCGGGAUUUGUCAUCUGGUGGACCAGCCCAGGAUUUGUCAUCUGGUGGAGCAGAGCAGGUUUUGUCAUCUGGUGGACCAGGGCAGGAUUUGUCAUCUGGUGGACCAGCCCAGGAUUUGUCAUCUGGUGGACCAGGGCAGGAUUUGUCAUCUGGUGGACCAGCCCAGUAUUUGUCAUCUGAUGGACCAGGGCAGGAUUUGUCAUCUGAUGGACCAGGGCAGGAUUUGUCAUCUGGUGGACCAUCCCAGGAUUUGUCAUCUGGUGGACCAUCCCAGGAUUUGUCAUCUGAUGGACCAGGGCAGGAUUUGUCAUCUGGUGGACCAAGGCAGGAUUUGUCAUCUGGUGGACCAGUGCAGGAUUUGUCAUCUGGUGGACCAGGGCAGGAUUUGUCAUCUGGUGGACCAGGGCAGGAUUUGUCAUCUGGUGGACCAAGGCAGGAUUUGUCAUCUGGUGGACCAGGGCAGGAUUUGUCAUCUGAUGGACGAGGGCAGGAUUUGUCAUCUGGUGGACCAGCCCAGGAUUUGUCAUCUGGUGGACCAGGGCAGGAUUUGUCAUCUGGUGGACCAGCACAGGAUUUGUCAUCUGGUGGACCAGGGCAGGAUUUGUCAUCUGAUGGACCAGCCCAGGAUUUGUCAUCUGGUGGACCAGGGCAGGAUUUGUCAUCUGGUGGACCAGCCCAGGAUUUGUCAUCUGGUGGACCAGGGCAGGAUUUGUCAUCUGGUGGACCAGCCCAGGAUUUGUCAUCUGGUGGACCAGAGCAGGAUUUGUCAUCUGAUGGACCAGGGCAGGAUUUGUCAUCUGGUGGACCAGGGCAGGAUUUGUCAUCUGGUGGACCAGCCCAGGAUUUGUCAUCUGGUGGACCAGCCCAGGAUUUGUCAUCUGGUGGACCAGAGCAGGAUUUGUCAUCUGGUGGACCAGAGCAGGAUUUGUCAUCUGGUGGACCAGAGCAGGAUUUGUCAUCUGGUGGACCAGAGCAGGAUUUGUCAUCUGAUGGACCAGGGCAGGAUUUGUCAUCUGGUGGACCAGAGCAGGAUUUGUCAUCUGGUGGACCAGAGCAGGAUUUGUCAUCUGGUGGACCAGGGCAGGAUUUGUCAUCUGGUGGACCAGAGCAGGAUUUGUCAUCUGGUGUUGAUGAUGUCGCCCUUGUUCCCCAGGACCUGUCACAUGGACACUGUGGCAUCCAACUUGACAUCUCACUUGGUCUCCGCAACAAUGAUGGUGUCUCAACUGUAGGAUGUGAUGUCCCGCUUGAUCCCCAUGGCAAUGAUGGUGUCUCUCUUGGGCAGCAUGGCAUUUCACACGAUGGAAAGAAACAACAGUCUGACAGACCAUCUACCACAGCCAGGGAAGUUGUAAACUCAGUGGAAGUAAAUAACAAUUAUCCUGACAGUGAAUUCAGAAUUGAGUUUACAAGUCAUUGAUAGACUCUUGCUGGUGCCAGGGCGGUGGGGUAGCCUAAUGGUUAAAGCGUUCGCUCGUCACGCCCUCUUGCUGGUGCCAGUGUACUUUGCUAGAGACAUGAACUGUUCAUGGUUGGCAUGAUCACUGCAGUGGCAAUUGUUAGUCUGAUUUUAAUUGACAUCAAUAUACAUUUAGAAUCAACCAUUGCAUUAAAAGGAGUUUGAAACUAACAAUGUCAAUGUGACACUUCAGGAUUGGUUGUAUUUGAAUAUUUGAUACCACUGUCAUAGUUUACAUAUUACAGAUUUACAUAUAGAUUGUUUAAAGAUUAAGAUCCACUUGACAUAUUCAACCUUGUUUGUAUGAAGUACAGUGUAACUUUGAUAGACAAGCAACACAAUCAGUCAAUAGUUUCUCGCAGUAUGUUGCUUGUGAUGUGUUCAGUCACAUACGGUCCACAGAAUGUCCUGCUUACCAUGGUACUCAAUAGGGGUGAAAAGAUACAGCAAGGUCACGAUACGAUACGUAUCGCGAUACACAUGUUUGCAUCAAAUCAUGUGGAAACUUGACAAGAAAUAUUUUAGAUCAGGUUCAAAAGGAAAAGCUAGCUGUAGUUGUGAAUUGGAAAAGCUGAUUACAACACAUUUUACGAUAUCUGACUGACAAAAACGUUCGGGAUCAUUAAACGAGUAGAAAGUAAUUUGUUUCAGCAGUUGUAUCAUCUUGUAUCAAUACAGAAACAUGCAUAUUGUGUAUCGUAUCUUCACAUAAAACUCACAGUGCACCGAUGUAUCGUUUUACACCUAGUAGUCAGCUAUACUCAGAAUGGAUGUGACGUGGUUGGAUCAUGUUUACAUGCCCAUGCUGUCAGUCGGGUCGUGUGACCCAGUUGGCUAAAACGCCACAAUUUUCUGUGCAGGGUUGCCUCCCUUGGGAAAGCCAGAAAUCUAUGGUUGUGUUUCUAGGUUUGUCAGCACUCUACCCAUGCUACUGGGGGCUUUCCUCCCACACCAAGCUGACACUCCAUCAUACACAUAAUUACUCUUGUUACUAUUCAAAUCGCCCAUUUUUAUAUUAAUAAUCUGUAAAAAUUAAAGAUUGUAUAUGAUGGCCACAGUAUAAUGAGGUCAUCUUUGAUAAUUUGAAUUCUUUUCUAAAACCAAAAGUCCUUUAAGACUGAAGUUAAUUGUGAAAUGAAUGAUAGAUGUAGUUCUUAGUUAGUCCAAGGAUCAUGAAGACAGUUAUGGUUGCUGGCAGCCAUCCUUGCAUGAGUUAGCUGAUAUGUGUAGUAUACUGAAAGCGUGGAAGCCAACUUUCAAAUAUCCAUUGAGACCACUUUAUUUUGUAGCCCUUCAUGAACAAUAACAUUUUAGCACUUUUAUUUUCCACCACUUCUCCAUACUUGAUUUUAAAACAAAUUAGUUUAGCAAGACUAGCCACAGACUCCGACAUAGGUUUUGUACUAGUCCUUAGAAACUAAUUUCUGAAGUCUGGGUGUCUGUGAUGCAUACCAGCAUGACUAGGAGGUUCCUAGGCUGAUUGACCAUCCUCAGUUAUCCAUUAGUUUAUAUCCCUUUUUCUAUUUUGAUAAAUUCCAUCAUGGCAUUAUUCGAGGCCUAUUCAAAUAUCACAACGAAAAUAGCUCUCCGUUCCUAUUGCUCUAAGUGAGAGAUUGGAACAAUGGAGGAAGUGUCGUGUUACCAAAAUGACACUAUGGUGGCAAGGGAGUUUAUGGUAUUCCAAGUAAAAUGGAUACAGAAAACCUUGGCUUAUUGAGGUUGCUGAUGAAUUUCAAAUGAACAUUGAUCUGUUAUUUUAUUGUUGAUAAUAAAUGCCUGUAUUUACAUGUCAUUAUAUAAAUGUGAUCAUGUGAUCCCAUGAAUUCCUGUACAUAUUUAGUUCGAUUAAGACUUAGAUUUUAAUCAGUGUUCGUGUUUGAUUGGAUAAUAACCUAUAGCAAUGAGAUCAGCAGUAUAUCUAGAAUAUCUGUAGUUAAAAGUUGAGUUUUUAGCUUUUUGCCUUUUUUCUGCAUCAAGUCUCUACUCGGGUAUCAGGUUUAACAAAGGCUCUCGGGUGAGGGGUAGCCUAGUGGUUAAAGCAUUCGCUCGUCACGCCGAAGAACUGUGUUCAAUUCCUGACAUCGUUACAAUGUGUAAAGCCCAUUUCUGGUAUCCACCACCGUGAUAUUGCUGGAAUAUUGCUAAAAAUGGUGUAAAACCAUACUCACUCACUCACUCACUCACUAACAAAGGCUCUCAGAGUGCUUUGAGCGAGAACUAUUCUUAGAAAUAUUUCCCACAUUAAAACAUUUCCUUUUUAGCUAUUUAACAUUUACAGUGCUGGUUGUUGGUUUUCAUUAUCAUCAUUGUUGCAUCAUUCAUGUUUCCAAUUGAAAAGCAAGCCAUGUUCCUCAAUAUUAGAGUGGUCACAUGACCACUUUGGAACUGUGGGGUGUUUUCCUGGAUUGUUACAACCAUGGAAUGGUUCAUGCCAACUGUGCAGCACACUCCCCGAUAGCUGGUUCCACUCGGAAGUUAAUUGAACCAGCAGGAAGAAUGAUCAACCAUGAUGAUGAAACCUGUAUCAGGAAAUUCUUUCCGACCGGCAUCGUGUGAUGACUGUUUUGUACAGAGCUAGUGUGAUUGACAAGAUAUAUCUUGGCCCUGUUGUACUGCAUUGAGCAAUGUUGAGUUGUGAAAUUAUACUUUUUAAUUUUAAGAUGGUAUCAACACAUGAUAUCAGAGGCAUUUUCUAUCAAUUUGUUGGUUAUGAUCACCAGCUUGGCGACUUUUGUUUCUGACAUUUGCAUAGUAAGUGAAAACAUGUAGUAGCAUCAUGAUGGUGUUUGUGAAACCUGGUUUGAGAGAAUGCAAGCUUUUGGUCCUCACAGAAUCUGCAUUUAUAACUUGUCUGAUUUCCAUUUAUGUUGGGACUUGCUUGGGUUUCACAAGUUCAAGUGGUUGUGAAUGUAUUAUUAUCCAGAUUAACAAAUAUACAAAGACAUAAUAAAUCUGAACAUAAUCAUCA